This is a messenger RNA of Rattus rattus (black rat), 2883 nucleotides long. RefSeq names its product DNA polymerase mu (gene Polm). The transcript is spliced from 11 exons. The record is from RefSeq and is a predicted model, not a curated record. Gene Ontology annotation, biological process: double-strand break repair via nonhomologous end joining. Gene Ontology annotation, cellular component: nucleus. Bases 266 to 1756 code for a protein of 496 amino acids. NCBI's taxonomy places the organism in Eukaryota, Metazoa, Chordata, Mammalia, Rodentia, Muridae. Gene Ontology annotation, molecular function: DNA binding; DNA-directed DNA polymerase activity.
GCCUACGGACCCAGGCUCCUGCAAGGUCUGAGAAACCAAUGGGGCUUUCUCCGAGAGUAGUUCAAAACAGAAGAGUCCUCGGGCAUUAUUUGCAUAGAACUGGGGCUUCGGGAGGGAAGCUAAAGCAUCUUAGAGGGCGGCUCGUUUGCAUAGAGCAGACACCACUUCCUCUCUCCGCAGUCUUCCUCCCUCUCCUUCCGCCUUCUUUCCUGACCCUGCCUUCCUUCGUUCUGCGGCCUCCCGUGCUUCCUGAGUCGGUGUCCAGAUGCUUCCGAAGCGACGGCGGCGGGUGCGAGCAGGGUCCCCACACAGCGCUUUAGCCUCUUCCACGCCUCCAGCGGCGCGCUUCCCGGGUGUAGCCAUCUACCUUGCGGAGCCGCGAAUGGGCCGCAGCCGCCGGGCCUUCCUCACUCGCCUGGCGCGGUCCAAAGGCUUCCGCAUCCUAGAUGUUUACAGCUCAGAGGUGACACAUGUGGUGAUGGAGGGGACCUCAGCCAAGGAGGCCAUCUGCUGGCAGAAGGACAUGAAUGCUCUUCUCCCAGACUGCCCGCAGCCGGCUCUGCUAGAUAUUAGCUGGUUUACAGAGAGCAUGGCAGCAGGACAGCCUGUUCCUGAGGAGGUCCGGCACCGCCUGGAGGUGAGCUACGAGCCCAGGAAGGAACCCCCAAUCUCAGUGCCGAUACCAGCUUAUGCCUGUCAGCGCCCCUCGCCUCUCACACCCCAUAACACUCUCCUCUCAGAGGCUCUGGAGACACUGGCGGAGGCAGCGGGCUUCGAAGGCAAAGAGGGCCGUUUUCUCACCUUCUACAGAGCAGCCUCCAUGCUCAAGUCCCUACCCUACCCUGUCACGUCUUUGAACCAGCUGCAUGGAUUGCCUUACUUUGGGGAACAUUCCUUUAGAGUAAUCCAGGAGCUGCUGGAACAUGGAACGUGUGAGGAGGUGGAACAAAUCCGGUGCUCAGAAAGGCACCAGACCAUGAAGCUCUUCACCCACAUCUUCGGGGUUGGGGUGAAGACUGCUAGCCGGUGGUACCAGGAAGGGCUACGAACCCUGGAUGAGCUCAGAGAGCAGCCCCAGAGACUGACCCAGCAGCAGAAAGCAGGGCUCCAGUAUUACCAGGACCUGAGCACCCCAGUUAGCCGGGCAGAGGCUGAGGUUCUGCAGCAGUUGGUAGAGGCAACUGUGAGAGAGAUCCUGCCCGGAGCCACUGUCACACUGACUGGCGGUUUCCGAAGGGGGAAGUUACAAGGUCAUGACGUGGACUUCCUUAUCACCCACCCUGAGGAGGGCCAAGAAGUAGGGCUGCUGCCCAGAGUGAUGAGCUGCCUUCAGAGCCAGGGACUUGUGCUGUACCACCAGUACCAUCGCAGCCACUUAGCGGACUCUGCCCACAUCCUGCGGCAGAAGUCCACCAUGGACGCUUUUGAGAGGAGUUUCUGCAUCUUGUGCUUGCCACAGUCCCAGCAGGCAGCUUUAGAGGGGGCCCUGCAUCCCUGCCCAACCUGGAAAGCUGUGAGGGUAGAUCUUGUGGUCACUCCCAACAGCCAGUUCCCCUUUGCUCUUCUUGGCUGGACUGGCUCCCAGUUUUUUGAGAGGGAGCUACGGCGAUUCAGCCGGCAAGAGAAGGGGCUGUGCCUUAACAGCCACGGGCUGUUUGAUCCUGAGCGGAAGACAUUGUUCCACGCAACUUCUGAGGAAGAUGUUUUCAGGUUCCUGGGUCUCAAGUACCUUCCUCCAGAGCAGAGAAAUGCCUGAGAUGAAAAAUGCCUGCUGGCUGCCAUACCCGUCCACGAGAAGAUGAGGGGCUGUCUCUUUCUUGACCAGGAAUGUUUCCAGAGAGGAACACCGCCACCCCACGGCCUCACCUGUGCAAAUGGGAUUUUUUUUACCUCAUCGGUUGAGUGUGACCCCGCGUCAGCUCAGCUUUCAGCCUCCACUCUCCUCACAGUCCGGUGCUCUUAGCAGUUCAUGUACAUCACGAACCUGUGGCAGAGUCUGAAGUCUUGGGUCUGGUCCAGCUGUGGUUGCUGUGUCUGCUGCAGAGUACCCGGUUCCGUGUGCCAGAAAACCGACAUAUGUCCCUGCCCCGGGCUUGCGCUGAUAUGGGAAGUAUAAUUCUGGCAAUGAGGUGUUGCAGAAGAAGCCUGCCUGAGUGCCGUGUUGCACUAGAGGUGGCCUAGGACAGCAACAUCCAGUGCUGGCAGCGCCACUCGCAGACCUGGGUACUUGUACGAGACUUCAUAAGCAGCACAGCUCCGGAAUCGGCCCCACAGGUGUCUUCCCUCCCGCUCCCGCCUAGGCUGAGCCUGGCUUGCCUUUACCCACAAUCCCUUGUGCAUCCACAGCCCCCGCAGUGCCUUCUGGGAGGGCUGGUUCCUAGAAUAGACUGUAGCCCAGUCUGGCAGCAGAGUACUAAAACUUAGCCACAUCAGGGGGCAGCCACACAGUGUUCUUCCUGUCCUGAGAUUGUGAGGUGCGGGUUCCCUGGUCCUGUUUCUUAAAGACGUGUCACUCUGCCGCUCCGGACAGCGCUGCAGCAGUUCCAAACCUGCAGUCCUCACUCAGGUCCUGUGGCUCUGGUGUUUCUGUUAUCUCUUCUAGUCUCAGCUGUACCCCUCCCUUCCCCCACUUUCUCAGUUCACUUCCGGUCCCUGUUUGCAGGCUCUUUGUGACCAACUUCUUCACCUUCUCUGAGCCGGAAGCACUAAAGUGGGCUGGUCACAGUGUCCUCAUAUCCCCUUGCCCUUGCCUUACUGUACACCUAGUGCCCACUGUCCCUGCCUCCUUCAGGACCUGACAGGUAAGGGCCUCCUAGAGCCAUCAGCAGAUUAGCAAGUAUUUUAAAAAUUAGCAUUCAAUAAAGUGGAUUCUUUUGGAGUCUA